AUGUUCUUAGUAUUUUUCAUUUUAUUUAAGAUGUUUUCAAUUUUGUCAAAAACAAAACACACAAAAGUUUUUACUUUUAAAGCUGCCUUACGAACUACAAAUGUUAACUUUAGUAAAAAUGAAAAAAAAGUUCUUGAAACAAAAUCAUUUGUUUCUAAUUUGUUUAGAGGAAGACUAAAUUUGGAAACUACAUUUCCUUAUCCAUUAAAUCUUACUGCAGAUCGUAAAGAAAUGUUGUCAAUGGUACUUGGCCCAACAGAAAAUUUUCUUAAAAAUGUAAAUAAUGCUGAGAUAAAUGAUGCAAAAGGUGAAAUUCCCAGAAAACAGUUAGAUGAAUUUGCUGAAUUAGGAGCUUUUGGUGUUUUAGUACCAGAAGAAUAUGGUGGAGCUGGUAUGAAUAAUACUCAAAUGGGAAGAUUAGCUGAAUUAGUUGGUUCAUAUGAUUUGGCACUAGGUGUUAUUAUGGGUGCUCAUCAAUCUAUUGGUUACAAAGGUAUUCUCCUUUACGGUACACCAGAGCAAAAAGAAAAAUAUUUACCUGAUCUUGCCUCUGCAAAGAAAUUUGCCUCAUUUUGUUUAACAGAACCUAACAGUGGUUCUGAUGCUAAUUCUAUUCGCUCUAAAGCUGUAAAAUCAGAAUGUGGAAAAUACUAUACACUUAACGGAAGUAAAAUUUAUAUUACAAAUGGAGGAAUUGCAGAUGUAUUCACUGUUUUUGCACAAACUCCUAUUAAACAAGAAGAUGGAACAUAUAAAGAUAAAGUAUCAGCUUUCAUAGUUGAGAGAUCAUUUGGUGGAUUAACUAAUAGUAUUGAACCAAAGAAACUUGGACUUAAGUCUAACUCCACAGUUGAAUUAUACUUUGAUAAUGUUAAAAUUCCAGCAGAAAAUCUCUUAGGUAAAGAAGGAGAAGGAUUUAAGGUUGCUAUGAAUAUUCUUAACAAUGGAAGAUUUGGAAUUCCUGCUGCUAUGACUGGUGCCAUGAAAUAUUGCAUUGAUAAAUCUAUCUACUGGAUUACUAACAGAAAACAAUUUGGACAUAAACUCCAAGAAUAUGUAAAUGUUCAUGAAAAAUUAGCUGGAAUGUUGGUAAGACAUUAUGCAACGGAAUCAAUGUUAUAUAUGUUAGCCUCUAAUAUGGACGCAGGUGUUACUGAUUUCCAACUUGAAGCAGCUAUUGCUAAAGUUUACUCUUCUGACAGUGCUUGGCAAACUUGCGAUGAUACAAUUCAAUUAUAUGGUGGUAUGGGUUACAUGGUUGAAACAGGUCUUGAAAGAGUUCUCAGAGAUUUGAGAGUUUUUAGAAUAUUUGAAGGUGCCAAUGAUGUCAUGAAGAUUUUUGUUGCUUUAACUGGAAUGAAUUUUGCCGGUAAACAUUAUCAACAAACAGCUAAAGAAAUAAAAUCUGGUGGUAUUGGUACAUUAUUUAGUGAAAUGAAACGUAUGGCAACUAAAUCUACUGGUGAAAGUUUUAAUGAUCAUGUUCAUCCAAAACUUUUAAAUGAAGCUAAAAGGGUUAAUGAUUGUGUUGCCACAUUUGGCUUUGUUGUUCAAAAAUUAUUGAUGCAAUAUAGAAAAGGAAUUAUCGAAAGACAAUAUGAACAGGUUCGUAUUGCUGAAGCAGCAAUAGAUAUUUAUGCAUCAGUAUGUUCUCUUUCACGUUGUACUUAUAGCUUAAAUAAUAAUGCUCCAAAUGUUGAUCAUGAAGUUAAAAUUGUUCAACUUCUUAUCAAACAAUCAAUUGAUCGUGCUUUAUCUAAUUUGAAACUUGCAGAAGGUUCACAAGAAAAGGAGAUUUCUCUUAUGACCGAAUUAACCAAAGAAGUAUGUUCUAAUGGAAAACUCCUUCAACAUCAUCCAACAGAUUUAUAA
Messenger RNA from Strongyloides ratti, 1872 nucleotides. RefSeq names its product Acyl-CoA oxidase/dehydrogenase, central domain and Acyl-CoA dehydrogenase/oxidase C-terminal domain and Acyl-CoA dehydrogenase/oxidase, N-terminal and middle domain and Acyl-CoA dehydrogenase/oxidase, N-terminal domain-containing protein. Gene Ontology annotation, molecular function: flavin adenine dinucleotide binding; fatty-acyl-CoA binding; very-long-chain fatty acyl-CoA dehydrogenase activity. The coding region runs from base 1 to 1872 and encodes 623 amino acids. Lineage: Eukaryota; Metazoa; Nematoda; Chromadorea; Rhabditida; Strongyloididae. The record is from RefSeq and is a predicted model, not a curated record. The transcript has 3 exons.